Molecule: messenger RNA, 1185 nt
Organism: Effrenium voratum
Lineage: Eukaryota; Dinophyceae; Suessiales; Symbiodiniaceae
Source: the annotation of a GenBank genome assembly
AUCUCGGAAGGACAUGGUGUUUCUGGAGGAUGACUCUGUAUCCAAAGUGGUGCACAGCAUGAACGUGAAUCACUUGCGCUGGGUGGUGGUGCAGUUCCGGAGCGGUCGCCGAGAGUUCUUCGACUACAUGGACCUCUGCCACGAGAUCGUGAAGAGAUGCCGCGGACACGUCGAUGCAUCCGUCAAGGAGAUUGGCCGCAUGAAGGUAGGGGCUUUAGCCAACUGCUCCGGGUACUCCACUUUUGUGCCUACCUCGGUGAUGACGCCCCUCAGCAAGGUGCUGCAACUGCUCGGCGAAGGCGAAGCCCCCGUGCAUCGUGUGCCGUUGGUGGACGCUGCUGGCGAGCUGACACGGGUCUUCUCCUGCAUUGACUUCCUAGACCUCGCUCUGCGCUUCGACACCCCGACGGCCGUGCUGAAGUCGAGGGAGGCGAGCACCUUUGACCGGCGCAAUGCCGUCCUUCAGGCGCUGUCGGUGCCUCAUGACCAGACCGUGUUGCACGCUCUACGGAUCAUGGAUGCCGAAAAGUUGACGAUUUGUCCUGCCAGUUCGAAAGAGCUGUCGGGGGACAUGGGCGGCGCCGUUGCCGUGGGCGUGGUGGCUGUGGCCGAUCUGAAGCUGGUCCUGGAGACGGAGCAGUAUCACGUGCUUGAAUUCAGCAUAGAUGAUUUCCUGGCCUGGAGAAACAACGUCGUGGCAGUCGACUCGGCCAAGUUGGUGCGCCAACGGAGUCUGCGCCGAUUCAACGUGGUUUCUGUUGACCAUCACGAGACGCUGCACGUGCUCGCCAAACGUUUGCUUGCAUCAAAGCUGCAGCGCAUCUUUCUGAGCUCUCACGAGAUUGCUCGAAUUGUGGGCAUCGUUUCUUCUCGCGAGAUUUUGAUGGAGGUGCUUGAUCAACUAUUGCAAGCCAGUACCCUCAACUUACGAGUAGAUGGAAGCCUACGGACCCGGACGAUUGAGUGAGCCGUGCCAUGAUUUCCUGGCUCCUUCGGGAGGAAAAGUGAAACACCACGCCCCAUGCCAUUCCUUCUCCGCUUACAGCGACCGGUGUGAUGUCGCGGGCUUCUUGAAGGCUGCCAACAGCAGCGCGUCAGCGUGUGCGCGGCGAAACGCCGCAGGUUUCCGAGUUCCAGGUGGCCCCUAGGCGGCAACCUUCGUUUCAUAGAAAUCGAUGUUUCUGG